Molecule: messenger RNA, 2484 nt
Organism: Chanos chanos (milkfish)
Lineage: Eukaryota; Metazoa; Chordata; Actinopteri; Gonorynchiformes; Chanidae
Gene: gabbr1b
Product: gamma-aminobutyric acid (GABA) B receptor, 1b
Exons: 18
Coding region: 16-2484 (822 amino acids)
Biological process (GO): G protein-coupled receptor signaling pathway; gamma-aminobutyric acid signaling pathway
Cellular component (GO): membrane; G protein-coupled receptor heterodimeric complex
Molecular function (GO): G protein-coupled GABA receptor activity
Source: RefSeq, a predicted model, not a curated record
GGUGCCCUCUUUCCCAUGAGUGGAGGGUGGCCCGGCGGACAGGCUUGUCUCCCUGCUGCUCAAAUGGCCCUCGACUUGGUGAACAACAGGACGGAUAUACUGCCCGAUUACGAGCUUGAAUUGAUCCACUAUGAUAGUAGGUGUGACCCAGGUGAGGCCACCAAGCUGCUAUAUGACCUGCUGUAUACAGAGCCUAUAAAGAUUGUGCUGAUGCCGGGAUGCAGCUCUGUGUCUACACUGGUAGCUGAGGCUGCUCGAAUGUGGAACCUCAUAGUGCUGUCCUACGGCUCCAGCUCUCCAGCUCUGUCCAACCGCCAACGUUUCCCCACCUUCUUCCGCACACACCCCUCAGCUACGCUGCACAACCCGACCCGAGUGCAGCUUUUCCAGAAAUGGAAGUGGACCAAGAUUGCCACCAUUCAACAGACCACUGAGGUCUUCACCUCUACUCUGGAUGAUCUGGAGCAGCGGGUGAAAGAAGCAGGCAUAGAGAUCAGUGUGAGACAGAGCUUCCUCACAGACCCUGCUGUGGCCGUCAAGAACCUCAAGCGUCAAGACGCCCGUAUCAUCGUUGGCCUGUUCUAUGAGACGGAGGCACGAAAGGUUUUCUGUGAGGUCUAUAAGGAGAAACUGUACGGGAAAAAAUACGUGUGGUUUCUCAUUGGUUGGUACGCCGACAACUGGUAUAAGAUCAAAGACCCGUCAAUCAACUGCACGGUGGAAAACAUGAAGGAGGCUGUGGAGGGCCAUGUUACCACGGAAAUUGUCAUGCUUAACCCAGAGACAGUGCGGGGGGCUUCGAACCUGACUUCUCAGGAGUUCUUGGCUCAGCUGAUGUCUAAGUUGGGUGGGAAGAACCCAGAGGAGACAGGGGGUUUCCAAGAAGCUCCUCUGGCUUAUGAUGCGGUUUGGGCCCUUGCGCUGGCCCUUAACAAGACAGUUGGUCCCCUGAAGGCCAAAGGUCACAGGCUGGAGGAUUUCAACUACAACAACAAGGAGAUCACAGCAGAGAUCUACCGGGCCCUCAACACCAGCUCUUUUGAGGGAGUGUCUGGACAUGUUGUGUUUGAUGCCCAGGGUUCUAGAAUGGCUUGGACCCUUAUUGAGCAGCUACAAGGAGGAAGUUAUAAGAAGAUUGGAUACUAUGACAUGACCAAAGGCAAUCUCUCCUGGUUCCACAAUGACAAGUGGAUAGGUCCUGGUCCGCCUGCUGAUCAGACAGUGGUCAUUCAGAAGUUGCGUUUUCUCUCUCAGAAGCUCUUUGUUUCGGUGUCUGUGUUUGCUGGACUGGGUAUCCUAUUGGGAAUAGUGUGCCUCACAUUCAACAUAUACAACAGCAACGUCAGGUACAUCCAGAACUCUCAGCCCUACCUGAAUAAUAUGACAGCAGUGGGCUGCAUGAUGGCACUGGCCGCCGUCUUCCCCUUGGGGAUCGACGGGCGCCACGUCCGCAGGUCGCAGUUCCCCGUCGUCUGUCAGUUUCGUUUGUGGCUGCUUGGCCUUGGUUUCAGUCUCGCCUAUGGAAGCAUGUUCACAAAGAUCUGGUGGGUACACACCGUUUUCACUAAGAAGGAUGAGAAGAAAGACAAGAGAAAGCAUCUUGAACCCUGGAAACUCUAUGCCACUGUUGGGGUGCUGCUGGUUAUUGACAUCCUGUCGCUUAUGAUCUGGCAAAUCGUAGAUCCCUUGCACAUCACCGUUGAGAAGUUCACAAAGGAAGCACCUAAAGAGGACAUUGACGUGCUGAUUGAACCUCUGCUGGAACACUGCAGUUCAGAGAAGAUGAAUACAUGGCUUGGGGUGGUGUAUGGCUAUAAGGGUUUGCUGUUGCUGCUGGGCAUUUUCCUGGCCUAUGAAACCAAGUCUGUGUCCACUGAGAAGAUCAAUGAUCACCGAGCCGUGGGGAUGGCUAUCUACAACGUCUCUGUGUUGUGUAUGAUUACUGCGCCUGUCACCAUGAUUCUGUCGUCGAAGCAGGACGCCUCUUUCGCUUUUGCCUCCCUGGCCAUUGUCUUUUCUGUUUACAUCACUUUGGUCGUGCUCUUUGUACCCAAGAUGCGUAGGUUGAUCACCCGUGGAGAAUGGCAGUCUGAUCAGCAGGAGACUAUGAAAACCGGCUCGUCCACGAAUAAUAACGACGAGGAGAAAUCUCGCCAGCUAGAGCGAGAAAACAAAGAGCUUCAGAAGAUUAUUCAGGAGAAAGAAGAGCGGGUGUCAGAACUGAGGAACCAGCUCUCAGAAAGACAGGCUCUGCGUUCCAGGAGACGGCCUUCGACUACCAAUCAAAAUCACAGUUCCCCUCCACUGCCCACUCCUCAGAAUGACCCAAAGUCUCUUCUCCCUCCGCCGGGCUACCCACUCCCUGCCUCUGAUAAUCACUCCCUCCCUCCGUCCUUCUCCAACUCCUCCAACCUGUACCAGCCCGACGGAAAGAUUAGCCGCAACAACUGCCACACCAGCCGCCUCCAGCUCCUCUAUAAAUGA